Messenger RNA from Daucus carota subsp. sativus, 1119 nucleotides. Its product is annotated as protein ATAF2-like. Bases 1 to 1119 code for a protein of 372 amino acids. Gene Ontology annotation, biological process: regulation of DNA-templated transcription. NCBI's taxonomy places the organism in Eukaryota, Viridiplantae, Streptophyta, Magnoliopsida, Apiales, Apiaceae. The record is from RefSeq and is a predicted model, not a curated record. Gene Ontology annotation, molecular function: DNA binding. The transcript has a single exon.
AUGGGAGAUGAUGAUGAAACAAGGAGUGGGUGGAGGUUUGAUCCCUUCGAUCAAGAAUUAAUCGCUGAUUAUCUCAAGCCCAGGAUUACCAGAAAACAAUUCUCAUGCACUCUUGUCAAGAACAGAGAAGUGUAUGGCCCUUGUUCCAAUCCAUGGCAAGUUUUUGAUCCCAAGGAUGAAUGUUGGCUCAAGUCCCCUCGUAUUAAACCCUCUCAGAAGUACAUGUUUGUGUUCACCAGAUUGUCCAAACUAUCAAGCAGUGCUGCUUCCAAAAACACCUCCAAAAAAGCGGGGUGUGGGACUUGGGUUGGCAAGACAAGUCGGAAGAAAAUCAGGGAUGAUAAGGGCGAUUUGAUUGGGGAGAGCAGAUAUUUGGUGUUUGAAAUCAAUGAGACUCAUUCUGCAGCACUUGGGGUGGGAGUUGAUUUAAAUAAACUCGGUUCUUAUACAAUGCAUGAGUAUCGAUUGAGUGGAAUAAACGAAGCACUCAAUUCUGCUGAGGAUACUGUUGUUAUUUGUAAAAUCACUCACGAUUCUUCUAAGACUCCCACUAUUGCUCUCAAGUCGGGUGCCACAAUGGCUAAUUGUGUGUCUGGAAGUACUAGUGAAGCUCGAUUUAAAGAAGACAGCGACAAAAAUCUUGGAGGAACCGGCAGUCUGACAACAGAAAAUCUGACUAAAGUAGAUGGUGCUGUUUGUAAUGAUCUUGAUGGUGCUGUUUGUGAUGAUCUUGAUGGAAGAAAUACUCUGACUUCAGAAAAUCUGAUCACAGUGGAUAAUGUUGAGGAAAGCGGGAUUUUAACCUCACAAAGUUUGGCUGUGAUAAACAGUGAUGUUGGUGAAUUGUAUGAACCUCUAGAUUACAAUGAUCUUUCAGUUUGGGAUGAUCUAGAUAUCAAUGAUCUUUCAGUUUGGGAUGAUUGUGGUGGGGGUUUCGGUCUUGAUGACCUCCCUAGUGGAGAUAUUUGUUUGGAUGAGCUAGGUGGUUAUGACACAGAUUGGAUAAUGGCAUGUCUGGAUUCUAAUCACCAAGAGGAGCCUGUUGAAAACAGCAAACCUGGGAAAAGAAAAUUUGAAGACGAAGAGAAUUCAUGCCCGAACAAGAAGACCUGUCUCUAG